Molecule: messenger RNA, 1950 nt
Organism: Sardina pilchardus (European sardine)
Lineage: Eukaryota; Metazoa; Chordata; Actinopteri; Clupeiformes; Clupeidae
Exons: 3
Coding region: 128-1669 (513 amino acids)
Source: RefSeq, a predicted model, not a curated record
AGAAGCUAUCGGCCAAGUCUUGCUUUGUAUUCAGGCGGAGCUUGCAAACUCAAGCAAGUUCCAAAGUUCUGACGACAAGGUCAAGGAGAUAAAGGUCGUCAUUGAUUCACUCAUUGAAGGUGUUGGGAUGGUGGACCGCCAAGCUGACCUGGACCAGGAUAGGCCCCUUUCUUCCUUAUCUGGUACCUCAGAAGGAAGUUGGUCAAACUGGAGUGAGGAGAGCCUUCCUGAAGAGUCUGUGGUCAUACCAGAGGUCUCCACUGAAGCCCCCAUGGCAGCAGACACAUUGGUGGCUGUGAACAUUGACUUGAGUGCUUUGCCUCAGGAUGAGGCUUCUGCAUGUGUACCGCAUGAAACCGUAGUGAGGGCUGUGAACAGCAUCACCUCGACGCUCGGCUUGCAAAACGAGGAGAGCUCCAGCCCGCUCUCUCAGGGUCAUCUAACCUCAGUGUGGAAGAGAUUAGAAAAGGCUCUUUCCCAGGGACAUAUUCAGCCCUCUCAUGACCUGAUUGAGGACGUUUACCAGAUUCUCCUGAAGGGUAGACAAACUGUUGCUGCUGCAAAGUCUGCCUCCGAUUCUGCGCUUGUUGCCAUGAAACAGGCCCAGGAUGUACCUCAAGGAGCCAUGGUUAGCCAGAUUGUAGGAAUGUUCGCACAGGAGUGUGUGAAGGAUUUAUUUCUGCCUUGCUUCAAAUUGCCCUCGUCAUGGAAGUCAGGUGCAGGUGCCCCCCUGAGGUCAGCCGCUGCCUCAGUGUCCUGUCCAGGUGGCCUAAGCUCCAUGGCCAGAAACGGAGAGGACCGCGCCGCGGAAUCACCGUCUCAGAUUCUGGCAGAGGUACUGCAGGUUGCCAUGGAUGUGAUGGUAGCUGACGUCAUGAAUAUAAUCUCCCUGGCAACGCGUAAGCCUAUGGAUAUGGAAACUCUGUUGAAGGAGUCUGGUUUUCCCGAUGUUGCCUUCAACACACCAGAUUUAGGACUCGUGGAGGACGAGAAAUGUGCAGACAGUCAGGAAGGUUCUACGGACUACUCCAGCCUUGUGUCUGUGCUGAUGAUUCGCCUGCUGUCAAAGCUACAAAAUGAGGAUUCACUCUCUGAUGAUAUGCUGGAUCAAUGCAGCAAACUCAUCAACAAGGUGCUCUCUGAGCUCACAGCAGCACUUGGCGUCUCCAAGACUGACUUUUGCCCUGCUGGUGUCAACAUUCGCAAAGUAUUCAAAGUUAUCUACAAUGACCUCCUGAGUGAAUAUGGAUCAAAGAACAGUGUCCUGUUGGCCUUGGAGGUAGAGGACCCCUCAGUAGAGAAGACUGUUGUGAGAUCUUUGAUUAGCGAGAUUACGACUGAUGUGACAAAUGAUAAUGUCGCUAUACCUAAGAAAGACAAGAGAAGGAAGGGAUGCUUUCAGUUCCUUCCAAAUUUGAAGAAGAUGAAGUCUUGCCUUAAGAGAAACAAGUCAGGCAGCCAAAAAAAUGCCAACACAGAUGGAACCACAGCAAUCAGCACCACUGACAAUAUUGCCGUUUUCCCAGAGUCCUCUGCCUGUGCGGCCCCUUUGGAUGAGGAGCCAUGCUCUGCCUCUGGCUCACCUGAGAAGAGACACUCUCUCUUCACCCGCAUCAGAUCUCUCUUUAAGAGGAGGUCCUCUGCGGUCUCGCCAGGGCAGCUCAACUAACAACUUGAACCAACCAAACCAAAAAACUUGAAUUUAAAUGUAUUCUUUUACUUUUUGAACUUCUGCUAUUUUUUCUCCUGUGCGGUCGCUUUGGAUGAGGAGCCAUGCUCCACCUCUGUCUCACCUGAGAAGAGACGGACUUUCUUAACCUGCAUCAGAUCUUUCUUUAAGAGGAGGUCCUCUGUGGUCUCGCCAGGGCAGCUCAACUAACAACUUGAACCAACCAAACAAAAAACUUACAUUUAUUCUUUUACUUUUUGAACUUCUGCUAUUUUUUUUCU